Molecule: messenger RNA, 2097 nt
Organism: Spinacia oleracea (spinach)
Lineage: Eukaryota; Viridiplantae; Streptophyta; Magnoliopsida; Caryophyllales; Amaranthaceae
Product: B3 domain-containing transcription factor FUS3
Exons: 6
Coding region: 809-1783 (324 amino acids)
Molecular function (GO): DNA-binding transcription factor activity; DNA binding
Source: RefSeq, a predicted model, not a curated record
GACAAAUCAGUUACAAAUAUUUUCUUGGCACUUACUUCUCUUUAUUUUCUCUCUCCUACAUAUUUUCAAAAAAACCCCAUUAACAUUUAAAACCUUAGUUUCUCUCUUCCAGCAAGUAAUACCUCCCCCCUCCUUCAGCACUAAUUCUGGAAUAUUCGUCUCAAUCUAUUUUCGUUUUCCUUUUAAAUUUUUCGUCAUUCAAGAAAAUAAUAAUAGUAAAAAAAAAAAAAAAAAUGAAGCGCCAUUGAAUUCAGUUGGGGGGGUUUGAGUUAGAAACAGAACUUUUCGAACACCUGUAAGCUUCUCCCUCGUUUCACCAUUCGUCUCUUUUCCACCGCCCCUUUAACUCAGAUCAUUUUCUCUUUCCUCUAUAUUAUUUAUGAUUUUAACCAUGGUUAAAUUCCCCAACUCACUCACCAUUAGAGUAAACUAAAACAAAAGUAGUAAGUUUUUCUACUUGGAAAUAUCACACCCUGUUACGAUCAACGGUCUUUUAACAAAUGUCACACCAAACCUACACUCGGAAUCGUGAUUUAUUAUCGAUGGUUUAUGAAUUAAUAAUGUCAAUUUAUAAAUAUAUUUGGAUUUUUGUACAUUGCUAUUUAUAGCAGUAAAUCAUAUAUGUGAAAAUUGAAAAAAAAAAAAAAAGGGAAAUAAAAAGAGCUCCACAUUUUUCAGUGGAGUCAGUCAGAUAGGAGUGCAGCCUCUUUCUAUGUCUCUCUAAAACUUUCUCUCUCUUACUCUCUCUAGAAUCUAGUGACAAAUAAACCCUAAGUGAGAGAGCGAGUGUGUGAAAGGCUCUGCUGCUAUGAUGAUGACGAUGAUGAUGGAGGAGAGAGAAAAUAGUGGUUUAAAAAACGAGGUGCUUGGGUUUGGUCCAAAUGUUGGGGUUGGUGUUGGUGGUGGUGGUGGUUUGUUUAACUCGACGACACCGAUGGGCGGGAAAGGAACAACGAUUCCCAAUAACGACAACGACAACCCGAACCGGACGAGGCAGAUGGCGGGUUUAGGUGGUUACUUUGGGGAGCAUAAAAUUCAAAGGAAGAAAAGGAUGGCUAGGCAAAGAAGAUCCUCCGUUACUCUCUUGCCUUUUGCAUCUUCUGCUUCUUCUGCUGCUGCCACACCCUCUCACGUGCCGCUUCCUGCACGUGUUGUUGAUCCAAGGAGAUUGAGGUUUUUAUUCCAAAAGCAGCUUCAGAACAGUGAUGUAAGCUCUUUGAGGAGGAUGGUGUUACCAAAGAAAGCUGCCGAGUCACACCUCCCACAUCUAGAAACUAAAGAGGGAAUUUAUUUCAGCAUGGAUGAUAUGGAUGGGCUUCAUGUGUGGAACUUCAAAUACAGGUUUUGGCCUAAUAACAACAGUCGGAUGUAUGUCCUAGAAAACACUGGGGACUUUGUGACUGCACAUCGCCUGCAGGUUGGGGACUUCAUCAUGGUCUAUCAAGACAUUAUAGACCUUACCUAUGUGAUUCAGGCCAAGAAGACAUCACAGAAAGAGAUAUAUGACGAGUAUACAACAAAUACUGUAACCGAUUACUUCCAGGUGCAUAAUUUCGAGAUAAACCGGUACAAUCAACUGAGCUGGAAUGACCCAGGAAACAUGGAGGAUAAUAACAAUAACAGUGCCUGCAUGUCAUUUGUUUACGAAACAACCAGCUUCUUAAACGACUCCCCUUUCGAUUUUCUUGGUGGGUCAGUGACUAACUACAACUCAAGGAUGGGUGGCCAUAGCUUCGACAACUUUGGAUCUGUUGACAAUUUGUCACUCGAGGACUUCUAUUAAAGUUUAACAUCAAUUUCUGAAAAUUUUACUCCUUAAAUUGCCCUGAAACAUAAGACGAUGUUCCGUCUUUUAUAUGUUAUAGCAGGGUAAAAUAGUGUAGUUGUUUUUCCCUUCUUUGCUGGGUAAGCUCACUCCAUGCUGUUUAAUUUUUUUUGGGAAAAAAAAUGUAGCUAUAAAUAACGGGGUUUGAUAAGGGUGAAAAAAAGAGGGAGGGAAAUAGUUGCCUAAGCUCAAGUAAUGUUGUAUGUGUCAUGGUCUCAUGGAUCAACAUUUUGGUAUAUUUUGUUGUAAGCUUCAUUUAACAUUUUGGUAUA